AUGAUCAAAGAGGUCGCUGCCAAGUACUCGCGUGGCCGUAUCAUCUCAGUGCUCGAGGGUGGCUACGGUAUCGAGCGUACCAACAGUUUACAGCGAUGUCUCAAUAUGCAUCUCAAGGCACUCGUCGAAGACUCCAACAGCGAGAUCCUCUUUAACCAGGCUGCCUCGGGCGACUUCUCGCUCAUCAAAAAGCUCUACAACGGCUCGGCUGUCAGCACCAUCCGCGACCCCAACAAGGUCGGAGACAUAGAGUCACUCAACUACUACGACUCCAUCUCCAAAGACUUCCAAAAGGAAAAGGCCGCUGAACAAGAGCGUUUCGAGCAACACCUCAACACCACCUCCUCUCAACUGCCAUCCUCUUCACCCGCAUCACCAUCAGAUGGUAAUAAUAUCAAUAAUACCAGUGUCAAUAGUAAUGCUACCGAUCGCGAAAUGACCGAUGUCACCACCACCUCUACAACCUCAACUACCACAAAUAAUAAUAAUAAUACAACCGAUCAACAACAAACAAAUACAACUCAAGAAAACGCCAACAACAACAAUGGAAAUGAUAGUAAUGUUUUAAAUACCUCUUCACCAAUUUCCAAUGAUCAAUAA
Molecule: messenger RNA, 600 nt
Organism: Cavenderia fasciculata
Lineage: Eukaryota; Evosea; Eumycetozoa; Acytosteliales; Cavenderiaceae
Product: FYVE-type Zn finger-containing protein
Exons: 1
Coding region: 1-600 (199 amino acids)
Source: RefSeq, a predicted model, not a curated record